This is a messenger RNA of Nicotiana attenuata, 1212 nucleotides long. RefSeq names its product F-box protein At5g07610-like. Lineage: Eukaryota; Viridiplantae; Streptophyta; Magnoliopsida; Solanales; Solanaceae. Gene Ontology annotation, molecular function: protein binding. The record is from RefSeq and is a predicted model, not a curated record. Bases 1 to 1212 code for a protein of 403 amino acids. The transcript has a single exon.
AUGCCUGAAAACUUCAAGCAGAAGAUAUCAAAAUCAUUAUUUUGUCCGGCCGAAAAAAUCGCCGGCAGCGAUGAUAUCUUAAAGGAAAUUCUCUUACGAUUACCAGCCAGUUCUUUUCUCCGUUUCAGUUGCGUCUCUCAUCGCUGGCGUUCCUUCAUCUCCGACCCUUAUCUCCGGCAACUCCAUUCUCGCCGGAGCGCCGCCAUUACCGACAGUCUCUUCUUGUUCCGUAAAUCCGACAAGAAGUACCACUUAGACCACCUCUUUAAUUUCUCCGACACUAGUAAAAGAAAAGCUGUCCCUUCUAACAUCCGCACUUUUACAGACAACUUCCGUUCAGUUGAACCGUUACACUGUUGUAAUGGUUUGUUUUGCCUUAAGCUUCUUCAACUUGAUAGUGAUGACGUGUUAUAUUGUGUUUAUAACCCUUGUAUAAAUCAAUACACUAAUAUUCCACUUCCUGAUAUUAAUGAUGAAGAAGAAAUUGUGUCAAUGAAUUUGGCUUUUGAUCCGAAAAGGUCUAGCCAUUACAAGAUUAUUUGCAUUGUUGGAGAAAGAUUAGGGUUUUUGAGGUUUUUGACUUUUUCUACUGAAGGUAAUAACUGGAAGGAGUCGGGUCAAGGGGUUCGGGUCAGAGGAGAGUAUUAUUUUGUGAAAGGGGUAUUUUUGAAUGGUAAUAUAUAUUGGAUCAGUAAACAUUCAGCUUUUGUGUGCUUUGAUGUUGAUAAUGAUAGUCUGAAAAUAAUGCCUAGUACUUCUGUUCCUGCGGGGCGUAACGGAAGAAAAAUCAAGUAUUUUGGUGAAUCUGCUGGAAAUUUGCAUCUUAUUGAGGAAAAUGCGCUUCGGCCUACAUUGCUUAAUGUGUUUGAAUUGAAGAAUGAUUGUUCAAAGUGGUAUGUGAAAUAUGUUGUGGAUGUUGAUGAUCUGACUCAUUUGUUUCCUCUAAUGGUGAUUAAUGAGCCGGAGUCUCUUGAUGUUAUCGGUUACCAAUUUGAUGUGCUGUGUUUUGUUGAUGGUGAGAAAGAUGGGAAGACGAUGCUCGUGUUGUCAGUACCAGAAAAAAUGAUCUCUUAUGAUAUAAAGAGUAUGGAUAUCAAGGAGCUUCUGAAAGUGCAGCUAGAACAACUUCAUCUCAGCAUUGAAGGUUUUAUUGUGUACAACUAUAAAUGGUAUCAUGCUUACAACCAUGUUCAAACACUUGCUCUUGUUUAG